Arabis nemorensis is the source of this 171-nucleotide messenger RNA. The record is from the annotation of a GenBank genome assembly. NCBI's taxonomy places the organism in Eukaryota, Viridiplantae, Streptophyta, Magnoliopsida, Brassicales, Brassicaceae.
AUGGAUCAAAGGAAGAAAUCAAAAGAGGGUUCCCGAAACCCAGCGUCGAUGGAGAAGCCCGAUCUUCCUCCUCGAAUGUUCGCCGCCGGCCAUGAGCCUGUUGGGGUUCGAGUGACCGCAUAUCAUCCCGCUGGAGGGAUUCGACAAACCUGGGUAUUCAGGGAGGUUUGA